Lasiosphaeria miniovina is the source of this 824-nucleotide messenger RNA. RefSeq lists its product as uncharacterized. Gene Ontology annotation, cellular component: trans-Golgi network. NCBI's taxonomy places the organism in Eukaryota, Fungi, Ascomycota, Sordariomycetes, Sordariales, Lasiosphaeriaceae. Bases 188 to 628 code for a protein of 146 amino acids. The record is from RefSeq and is a predicted model, not a curated record. The transcript has 2 exons.
CACGUCCCCAAGACGACGAAUGGUUGCGACAGUCGCUGUGCUGAGCUGAAGGAGACGGAGGAGGUGGAUUGUCUUUUCUCCGCAUCACACGACAGUGUCGCUUCACACUAUUGCCAGUGACUAUUGCCAGUGCCGCCCUUUCCCGCCGAGUUGCCAUUAUCUGCGACAACCCGAUACAUAAUAAAUAAUGGACGAGAUACCGCCACCAACAUCCACCAUGGACUGGUCUGACGCGUCGUCAGGAUCGUCAAUCGACCAAACCAGCAUUGCGCCAACUCCCAUCAGACCCCGUCUGCCGAGCCGAAAAAGCAGUGGGACCAUGAUUGUACCCCGAGAUUCCUUAGAGGUAGGGCCAAACGAGAUGAAGCUUGGCCCGGACGACGUCAGAUCCAUGAGCCCGAGGAGAACAACCGAAGACAUAGAGGCCCUAGGUAAGGAGGCAAGAGAAGAGCUGCAAAGGCACGCGAAGGCUCUUCAAGACUCCCUCAUCACCCUCUUCAACCGGAUCGAGGCGGUCAAGGAGGAACACGACAAGCUCGACAACAACAACAGGUUCUUACAAAAGUACAUCGGCGACCUGAUGACGACCAGCAAAAUUACUGCCCCCAGUAGCAGGUCCAAGAAAUAAAUUCUCUUUGCCUAUGGCGUACCAGGGGAGCGUCGAGGAACGAGGGGGCUCGACUUGAGUUAUGCUCGGUUGGGUAACCGACAUAUUCGUCGCAAUCUCGAGAAAUCCCGACAACUGUCAGCUAGUCAUAGCGACAGCGCGGCUGUUCGGCAACCGCUGGACUUUAGUUUUUUAUUGUUUGCCACGAAGACGUGUG